CUGCGACCGUAAAGGAGCUCCGGGAGACCACGUGGGCUCUGAGACCACCCCCGCGACCUUGCAGGGGCUUGGCCCUGCUGCUAAUGGCUGGUAGGGUGCAGGGUGCAGGGGCUCGGGCCCUGGACCUGCUCCGGGCUCUUCCCCGUGUGAGCUUAGCCAACCUAAAGCCGAAUCCGGGCUCCAGGAAACCGGAAAGAAGACGAAGAGGUCAGAGAAGAGGUAGAAAAUGUGGUCGAGGCCAUAAAGGAGAGCGUCAGAGAGGAACACGGCCCAGACUGGGUUUUGAAGGAGGCCAGACUCCAUUUUACCUUCGAAUCCCAAAAUAUGGGUUUAAUGAAGGUCAUAGCUUCAGACGCCAGUAUCAGCCUUUGAGUCUCAAUAGAUUGCAAUAUCUAAUUGAUUUGGGUCGAGUGGAUCCUACUCAGCCUAUUGACUUAACUCAGCUUGUCAAUGGGAGAGGUGUGACUGUCCAGCCACUUAAACGGGAUUAUGGUGUCCAGCUGGUAGAGGAGGGUGCUGACACCUUUACGGCAAAAGUUAAUAUUGAAGUACAGUUGGCUUCAGAAUUAGCCAUUGCUGCAAUCGAAAAAAAUGGUGGUGUUGUUACUACAGCUUUCUAUGACCCCAGAAGUCUAGAAAUUCUGUGCAAACCUGUUCCAUUCUUUCUACGUGGACAACCCAUUCCAAAACGAAUGCUUCCACCGGAAGCACUGGUACCGUAUUAUACUGAUGCAAAGAAUCGUGGUUACCUGGCCGAUCCUGCCAAAUUUCCUGAGGCGAGACUUGAACUUGCCAAGAAGUAUGGCUAUGUUUUACCUGAUAUCACUAAAGAUGAACUCUUCAAAAUGCUUAGUACUCGAAAGGAUCCAAGGCAGAUUUUCUUUGGUCUUGCGCCUGGAUGGGUGGUGAAUAUGGCAGAUAAGAAAAUCCUAAAACCUACAGAUGAAAAUCUCCUCAAGUAUUACAGUUCAUGAAUUUCCUUCCAAGAAAGCAGAGUUGUAAAAGUUCUGGAAGAAAAUGGACUGAAACAUACAUAUUUCUCAUCAUCUUAU
This is a messenger RNA of Mustela lutreola (European mink), 1052 nucleotides long. It is a transcript of the gene MRPL15, whose product is annotated as mitochondrial ribosomal protein L15. Gene Ontology annotation, biological process: translation. The record is from RefSeq and is a predicted model, not a curated record. Bases 84 to 974 code for a protein of 296 amino acids. The transcript is spliced from 5 exons. Lineage: Eukaryota; Metazoa; Chordata; Mammalia; Carnivora; Mustelidae. Gene Ontology annotation, molecular function: structural constituent of ribosome. Gene Ontology annotation, cellular component: mitochondrial large ribosomal subunit.